Molecule: messenger RNA, 1244 nt
Organism: Oncorhynchus kisutch (coho salmon)
Lineage: Eukaryota; Metazoa; Chordata; Actinopteri; Salmoniformes; Salmonidae
Product: dickkopf-related protein 1-like
Exons: 4
Coding region: 128-877 (249 amino acids)
Biological process (GO): negative regulation of canonical Wnt signaling pathway; multicellular organism development
Cellular component (GO): extracellular region
Molecular function (GO): receptor antagonist activity; co-receptor binding
Source: RefSeq, a predicted model, not a curated record
AUCAGGAAUCCUAGGAUUACAGUGGUAGUUUACUCCUCCUACUAGUACACCUAUCUGCCCUCGAGUUGUAGGCUACUAUUGCAUCUUGGAAUUGGUACCAUUUGUACAUACAACAACCAUUUCUACAAUGGCAAUGAUGCUGCCAUUCGGUUAUUCCGCUAUCUUUUACAUGCUGGUCGGAUACUUUGAUUCUGCAUGCGCUGGAUCCGUGCUUCUCAACUCAAAUGCCAUCAAGAACAUACCUUUAGUGGCGGGUCUGAGUCACCCGAUAAGCGCGAGCCCAGCCGACUUUUCAUUUGACAGCGGGACCCAAAAUAUGGCAAUUGAUACCAUACAGUCUUUGAGUUGCUCCACGGACGAGGAGUGCGGUGACCAUGGUUUAUGCUUUGUGUCCCGAGGCGCAUGUCUCCCGUGCAAGAGGCGCAGGAAGCGCUGUAUCCGGGACACUAUGUGCUGCCCGGGCAACCAGUGCAGCAAUGGUGUGUGUUUACCCAGCGAUCCUGACAUGGUUCAGCACAUCCGAAUGGAGGACAUAGUGCCACCCAGCAAUACACCCGAGAAAAACUCUACAGUGGAACUGAACUCCAAGUUGCCCACGCAAUAUCUUUCACAAACCCCAAAAAGUCUGGAAGGAAAGCGCUGCCUGAGGUCUUCGGAUUGCACAGAGGGACUUUGCUGCGCGCGUCACUUCUGGUCCAAGAUCUGCAAGCCAGUGUUGAAAGAUGGUCAGGUCUGCACCAAACACCAAAGGAAAGGCACACACGGUUUGGAGAUAUUUCAACGGUGUGACUGUGGAGACGGCUUGUCCUGCAGAACACAGAGAGGGGAGCACAACGGCAAGGCAUCUCGAAGUCUGCACACUUGCCAAAGACUUUGAAUCAGCGGCAAUCCGUGGGUUUCGGUAGCCUUUCAGAAAAGUCUGACUGGAGGACUGAUGUGAUUUCUGACAAGACCCGUUUUGUUUUGGUCUUCUGAUUUUUGUCACUCAAAAAUAGCAGAGUAGUUGUGAUUGUUUCUCUAUGGAACUUGAGAUAUAUGAUUGUUACGGUAAAUUACUGUAUUGUACAUAACUUAUAGAUAAUGGCACUUAAUUAUUUUUGGUCACAACAACUAUUCGAGGAGAAGGUGCUCUCUCUAUGCUGUUAUCACAUUAUUGUAAAUGUAUUAACACUGUGAUUUAUACAACUUUAUAUAGAUUCUGAUAUAAAUUUAUAUUUUUAUUUGAAAUAAAGAGUGUUAAAAUA